Oenanthe melanoleuca is the source of this 3237-nucleotide messenger RNA. It is a transcript of the gene ELN, whose product is annotated as elastin. The coding region runs from base 103 to 2934 and encodes 943 amino acids. Gene Ontology annotation, molecular function: extracellular matrix structural constituent. Lineage: Eukaryota; Metazoa; Chordata; Aves; Passeriformes; Muscicapidae. The transcript is spliced from 42 exons. The record is from RefSeq and is a predicted model, not a curated record.
CUCACCCCCCUCCCCUUUCCCUCGCAUCCUUGGAAGCAACAAUUAAGCAGCUCUGGGAUAAAACACACAGCCCGCGGGAGCACGGGGGCAUUGCUUCAAGAGAUGGCAAGGCAGGCAGCUGCACCCCUCCUCCCCGGAGUCCUCCUCCUCCUCUCCAUCCUCCCGGCUACUCAGCAAGGAGGGGUUCCUGGUGCUAUCCCAGGAGGGGGAGUCCCAGGAGGAGGCUUUUUCCCAGGUGCUGGAAUUGGAGGUUUGGGAGCAGGACUCGGGGCUGCAGGAAAACCUCCCAAACCAGGGGUCGGAGGACUUGGGGGACUUGGCCCCCUUGGCCUGCAGCCAGGUGCUGCGGGACUGUUCCCCGGAGCUGCCUUCCCCGGGGGCGCGUUCCCGGGAGCCGCCUCGGCCGCGGCGCUCAAGGCUGCUGCAAAAGCUGGUGCUGGCAUUGGAGGCGUGGGUGGAAUUGGUGGUCCUGGUGGCCUCGGGGUCUCCACAGGUGCCGUGGUACCGGGCGCGGUGCAGCCCGGCCUGGGCGCGGCAGGGAAACCCCCUAAAAUACCAGGUGCUGGGAUUCCUGGAGCUUUCCCGGGCGGCGUGCUCCCCGGUGCAGGUGUUCGCUUCCCUGGUGUGGGGGUGCUGCCUGGAGUCCCCACUGGAGCUGGAGUCAAGCCUAAAGCCCCAGGAGUUGGAGCCUUUGGAGGAAUCCCUGGACUGGGAGGUUUUGGAGGUCAGCAGCCCGGUGUCCCUCUGGGGUAUCCCAUCAAAGCUCCUAAGCUCCCAGGUGGCUAUGGACUGCCCUACACCAAUGGCCUCCGGCCCGGCGGGAUAGGAGCCGGCCUCCUGGCAGGAAAGGCAGGAUACCCCACCGGGACAGGGGUCGGCGCACAGGCGGCAGCAGCGAAGGCAGCAGCGAAACUCGCAGGAGCCGGUGUCUUGCCCGGCGUUGGCGGCAUCCCGGGAGUCGCGCCCGGUGUCGGUGUGGGCGGUAUCCCAGGAGUUGGAGUCGGAGGACCGGCAGCGGCGGCGGCAGCGGCGAAGGCAGCGGCAAAGGCAGGAGCUUUUGGUCCAGGGGCAGUGCCCGGAGUCGGAGGUGUCCCUGGCCUGGUACCUGGUGUUGGAGGUGUCCCCGGGGCGGUGCCCGGCGUCGGAGCUGUCCCCGGGGUGGCAGGGGUGCCGUCGGCAGCAGCAGCAGCAGCAAAGGCAGCUAAGUACGGCGCCGGCGUUCCCGGUGUCGGUGUGGGCGGCGUCCCCGGCCUGGUGCCCGGAGUCGGAGGUGUCCCUGGCCUGGUACCUGGUGUUGGAGGUGUCCCCGGGGCGGUGCCCGGCGUCGGAGCUGUCCCCGGGGUGGCAGGGGUGCCGUCGGCGGCAGCAGCAGCAAAGGCAGCUAAGUACGGCGCCGGCAUUCCCGGUGUCGGUGUGGGCGGCGUCCCCGGCCUGGUGCCCGGAGUCGGAGGUGUCCCUGGCCUGGUACCUGGUGUUGGAGGUGUCCCCGGGGCGGUGCCCGGCGUCGGAGCUGUCCCUGGGGUGGCAGGGGUGCCGUCGGCAGCAGCAGCAGCAAAGGCAGCUAAGUACGGCGCCGGCGUUCCCGGUGUCGGUGUGGGCGGCGUCCCCGGCCUGGUGCCCGGAGUCGGAGGUGUCCCUGGCCUGGUACCUGGUGUUGGAGGUGUCCCCGGGGCGGUGCCCGGCGUCGGAGCUGUCCCCGGGGUGGCAGGGGUGCCGUCGGCAGCAGCAGCAGCAAAGGCAGCUAAGUACGGCGCCGGCGUUCCCGGUGUCGGUGUGGGCGGCGUCCCUGGCCUGGUGCCCGGAGUCGGAGGUGUCCCUGGCCUGGUACCUGGUGUUGGAGGUGUCCCCGGGGCGGUGCCCGGCGUCGGAGCUGUCCCCGGGGUGGCAGGGGUGCCAUCGGCAGCAGCAGCAGCAAAGGCAGCUAAGUACGGAGCUGGCGUUCCUGGCAUCGCUGGCGUUCCUGGUGUUCCUGGUGUUCCUGGAGUUCCCGGUGUCCCUGGUGUCCCAGGUGUUCCCGGCGUGCCUGGGGUUCCUGGAGCUGUGCCCGGUGUUGGAGUGGGUGGCCCAGCAGCAGCGGCCGCAGCCAAGGCUGCGGCGAAAGCAGCAGCAAUCGGUGCAGGACGCGUGCCCGGCGUUGGCGUGCCCGGCGUUGGCGUGCCCGGCGUUGGCGUGCCCGGAGUGGGUGUGCCUGGAGUGGGUGUGCCUGGUGUUGGCGUGCCUGGUCUGGUGCCCGGGGUCGGCGUUCCAGGAGGUCCGGCAGCCGCUGCCAAAGCAGCCGCCAAAGCAGCCAAGUACGGAGCAGGUGGCCUGGCUCCCGGUGUGGGUGGCCUGGUUCCUGGAGUAGGUGGCUUGGUUCCUGGAGUAGGUGGCCUGGUUCCUGGAGUAGGUGGCCUGGUUCCUGGUGUUGGAGGUGUCCCAGGUGUUGGAGGUCCAGCAGGAGCAGCCAAGGCAGCGGCCAAGGCAGCCAAAUUUGGUGCCGGGGUUGGAGGGGUGCCAGGUGUGGUGCCUGGCGUGGGCGGAGUGCCCGGAGUGGCACCUGGCGUUGGUGGCGUGCCCGGCUUGGUGCCAGGGGUGGGAGUACCUGGAACUGGCAUCCUUCCUGGGGCAGGCAUCCCCCAAGUAGGGGUGCAGCCUGGUGCUAAACCUCCCAAAUUCGGUGUUCCUGGGGUUGGAGUCCCAGGGGUUGGUGGCCUCCCAGGUGGCCUCGGUGUCGGUGGGCUCGGAGUCGGUGGCCUCGGAGCUGCUGGGAAACCUCCCAAGCCAGGGGUUGGAGGUCCCGGCUUCGGCGUAUCACCGAUCUUCCCAGGUGGGGUCGGCGGCCUGGGAUUUGGUGGGAAGCCCCCCAAGCCCUACGGAGGAGCCCUGGGUGCCCUGGGCUUUAGAGGCGGCGCGGGCUGCGCGGCAGGGAAGUACUGCGGGAGGAAGCGGAAGUAACGCUCCGCCACCCAUCACCUCAUGAACUUUGGUGCUACUGCAUGGUCCAGAAUGUAAAUCCGAAGCAAAGCUGAGACACCCCCUCCUCAAGCCCCCGGAGGGACCUCGCGUUCCCCGGCAGCGUCCGGCCCCCCCCGCCCCUCGGUCCCGGCAGGGAGCGCGGAAUAAACUGCGGGGAGCAGCCGUCCCCCUUGGUGCUAUCGCUCUCUGCGGGAUUUGGGGGGGCCUGGGCUGUCGCGCCCCUCCCCAGCCCCAGAGCUGACCCCCAGGGGGGACACAGGGUGAGGGGCACCCCACAUUGGA